CCAGAUGUAGACGAUGCCAACUGCAGGCUCUUGGGCCCGUUCGCCCUCGUCGUUCAGGCACUUAUGGGAAUCCUCGUCGUGGGGACUCUCGUCUGGAAGAGGCAACGUGAACGACCACGCAGACCGUGGAAGAUCUGGCUGCUUGACAUCACAAAACAGAUGCUCGGCCAGCUCUUCGUCCACACUCUCAACGUCUUGCUCUCCAACUUUGUGGCCAAUGUCGGCGACGAGAAUCCCUGCAGUCUGUAUUUCCUCAACAUUCUCGUCGACACUACCGCUGGCGUAGCCAUCAUCUACGCCACGCUGCGAGCGACGACGCACUUCCUGACGACCGUCAUGGGCCUCAAGGGGUGUGUCUCUGGGCAGUACACGGAUGGAACGAAGCGGGGGCGAGGCAAGGCAUCGCGGCCACGCUUGUCGUACUGGUCAAAGCAGCUCGGCAUGUACUUCUUUGCGCUGUUUAUCAUGAAGGUCAUCGUCACCCUCCUCUUUGUCCUCUUUCCCUUCCUCUUUGCACUUGGACGCUGGCUCCUCGGCCUCUUCGGCGAGGCAAAGAACGUGCAGGUGCUCUUUGUCAUGUGCAUCUUUCCGCUCCUCAUGAACACGAUGCAGUUUUGGCUCGUUGAUUCACUCCUACGA
This is a messenger RNA of Jaminaea rosea, 639 nucleotides long. RefSeq lists its product as hypothetical. The record is from RefSeq and is a predicted model, not a curated record. Gene Ontology annotation, cellular component: membrane. The annotation marks the transcript as partial. Lineage: Eukaryota; Fungi; Basidiomycota; Exobasidiomycetes; Microstromatales. The transcript has 4 exons.